AUGGCUUAUAUGCAGAAUCAACAAUACCAACAAAGUGCCGGGCUGCCAGAAAUUAAUUUGAACGAAUACAGUGGUAGAAAUGUUGACGAUGUGGUUAACGAACUCGAGGCACUGGGCUAUCGCACACAAAUAUUUGAUGCAAACCUUUUAAUACGAGCACAACCACUACCACAAGUUCCAAAUGAAGAAACUUUGCACAUCUAUGUCAAUAAGGAUCGCAAUACAGUGCAACAGAUUACUAGAAAAUACUAA
Molecule: messenger RNA, 252 nt
Organism: Rotaria socialis
Lineage: Eukaryota; Metazoa; Rotifera; Eurotatoria; Philodinida; Philodinidae
Source: the annotation of a GenBank genome assembly